CUGUUUGGGAGGCGGGCGCUGCUGGGGCUCCCAUUGGCCUGUGAAGAGGCGACGCGCCGUGGCUGGCAGCGCUUGUCCGGGGGCGCCCCCUGCAGGCCCGCAGAGACACAGCGCCCCCGAUAGACGCGUCCAGUGGAGACUAGAGGAGCUCGGCAGAGCAGCCGGCGGCGAGUGGGAAAGUUUCCCGCCAAAUUCCCAGAGGCAUCCCCAGUUCUUCCCAAGCUCCUCUGCUCCUUAAAGGUGUGUAAAAUGGCAGAAAGACCUAUUUGGGAACAAAUUGGAACCAGUUUUAUACAGCUGUAUUAUCAACAGUUUGAUACCAAUAGGGAACAAUUGGGAGCUCUUUAUACAGAUGCUUCCUGUUUGUCAUGGGAAGGGCAGCAGUUCCAGGGAAAAACAUCAAUUAUGGAAAAACUGAUGAGACUCCCUUUCCAAAAAAUUCAGCACAACAUAACAUCCCAAGAUCAUCAGCCAGCUCCUGACAAUUGUAUUCUUAGUAUGGUAGUGGGUCAGCUAAAGGUGGAUGAUGAUCCAGUGAUGGGAUUUCAUCAGUUGUUUGUCCUCAAGAACAUUAAUGACAAAUGGAUUUGUUCCAAUGACAUAUUUCGGCUGGCUCUAUACAACUUUGCUUGAAACCUCUGUUCUCAAGGGCACGUUUUCUCUUCUCAGAUUUUUGACUAAACAAAACUUGGUUUGAAGUAAUCUUUAUUGUGAGACUUCAUAUUUGAAAGAACAUGCAUACCCUGUUACGUUAGAUGAAGGAAUUAGUAUGCUUACUUUAUCAGAUAUCCCUAUAUUACUCUCCUGUACAUCUUUCACAUAAAAACAUCCCAUGGGUACGAUCUUCUAAGAACACUGCUUAGCUAUUUUAAUUGCAUUAAACUUCCUAAAACCUAUGAAAUGUAUUUCUUAUAAAAAUGACAUACUUGUCAAUAAAAUUGCUCCUGUGAAACCCUC
This is a messenger RNA of Sceloporus undulatus (fence lizard), 957 nucleotides long. Its product is annotated as nuclear transport factor 2-like. NCBI's taxonomy places the organism in Eukaryota, Metazoa, Chordata, Lepidosauria, Squamata, Phrynosomatidae. The record is from RefSeq and is a predicted model, not a curated record. The transcript is spliced from 5 exons. Gene Ontology annotation, cellular component: nuclear pore central transport channel. The coding region runs from base 250 to 633 and encodes 127 amino acids. Gene Ontology annotation, biological process: protein import into nucleus.